This is a messenger RNA of Sipha flava (yellow sugarcane aphid), 918 nucleotides long. Its product is annotated as vigilin-like. The transcript has 6 exons. NCBI's taxonomy places the organism in Eukaryota, Metazoa, Arthropoda, Insecta, Hemiptera, Aphididae. Gene Ontology annotation, molecular function: mRNA binding. The record is from RefSeq and is a predicted model, not a curated record. Gene Ontology annotation, cellular component: nucleus; cytoplasm. The coding region runs from base 1 to 918 and encodes 305 amino acids. Gene Ontology annotation, biological process: regulation of gene expression.
AUGAUGAAAAAUUUAUCAAUGGUGUCUGGCCAACCGAGUGCAGAAGAUGCUAUGAGUAAUGGCAAUAACUACAAUCUUUCAUUUCCAGCUUUGCCAGUUUUGAAGACUUCGGAGACAAUUGGGACUGCACAAUUAAAAAAACGGAGUAAUUUUAAAUCAUCAACCGUGAACGAAAUAAUUACUAUACCUGCCCAAGACAGACAUUGGGACAGGAAUAGUCAAUUAGAGAAUAAAAAAUGUAAGGAAGCAUAUAUGAAAAUUGGGAAAGAAUGUAAUGUAGGAAUAGAGAUUUGUGUUUCAAAAACCAUGGAUCUGACUUUACAAAUCAGCGGCAAUAGAGUAAAUGUUGAACGAGCAAAACAAAAAAUUAACACAUUCGAACAAACUCAAAUUAAAACUACUACUACACCGUUUCCAAAAGAACAUCGAAGUACGUUAUUGGGCAAACAAGGACUUAAUAUUAAGAAUAUUGAAAAACGUACAGGAGCACGUCUUCAAAUACCGUGUAUGAAAAAUUCGGCUGACAUAAUUUAUAUAACUGGAACAAAGGAUUCCACGAAAAAAGUAGUUCAAGAAUUGGAGGAAAUUAUAAUUAAGUUGAAAAGUAAAACUGAAAAAGAAAUAAAAAUUGAUCAACGUCACCACGGAGCGAUAAUUGGAUUCAAUGGUGAAAAAGUUCGAGAACUUCAGAAAAUAUUUAAUGUUAAAAUUAUAUUCCCCAGUCCAGUUGAGGCUAGAAAUAAUUUAGUUAAAAUACAAGGUUUGAACAAUGAUGUAAAUAAAGCAUUUAAAUCAUUAGCUGAAUUGGCCGAAGUAUUGGAUGAAAUCAACUAUGUGUUGGAAAUUCCUAUUUUUAAACAAUUUCACAAACUUAGUGCUGGAAAGAGAGCAAUAUUUAUUAAAAAGAGAAGAAACUGA